AUGUUUACUUGUCCUAUCAAUAAUUGUAGUGUGGAAAUCGAAAUCAUUAAAAAGUCACCACUAAUGCGGGCUCCAUCACAAAGAAGUAUGAGCAUAGAUAAAGGAUCACAAGACCUAGUAAUAUUUAGUAAAAAUUCUUUAACAAAUCUAGAUAGAAUCGUAGAAGAGAACUCUGAAUCUGGCAUACCUGACUCUACUACAA
Dentiscutata heterogama is the source of this 202-nucleotide messenger RNA. The record is from the annotation of a GenBank genome assembly. NCBI's taxonomy places the organism in Eukaryota, Fungi, Glomeromycota, Glomeromycetes, Diversisporales, Gigasporaceae.